Kickxella alabastrina is the source of this 831-nucleotide messenger RNA. Its product is annotated as ras protein. Gene Ontology annotation, molecular function: GTP binding; GTPase activity; GDP binding. Gene Ontology annotation, cellular component: plasma membrane. The transcript is spliced from 2 exons. Gene Ontology annotation, biological process: signal transduction. Bases 127 to 756 code for a protein of 209 amino acids. Lineage: Eukaryota; Fungi; Kickxellomycota; Kickxellomycetes; Kickxellales; Kickxellaceae. The record is from RefSeq and is a predicted model, not a curated record.
UAUUAUUAUUAUUAUUAUUAUUAUUAUUAUUUUGAUACAUUUAUUAUAAUACAUUUUUCUUCUUUUUAUUUAUUACAAUUUCCAUCUCGAAUAAAAUAAUUCAUAUAAAUUCAUAUUUCUUUUAUAAUGUCGGGGAAUCAACUUAUUCGUGAAUACAAACUGGUGGUUGUUGGCGGCGGUGGAGUGGGUAAAUCUGCGUUGACGAUUCAAUUUAUCCAAGCGCACUUUGUUGACGAGUAUGACCCGACCAUUGAGGACUCGUACCGUAAGCAGUGCACGAUUGAUAAUGAGACGGCAAUGCUUGAUGUGCUGGACACGGCUGGGCAGGAGGAGUACAGUGCUAUGCGUGAGCAGUACAUGCGGACAGGCGAGGGAUUCUUGCUUGUGUACAGCAUUACGUCUCGGAACUCCUUCGAGGAGAUGCCGACGUUCCAGCAGCAGAUUCUGCGGGUGAAGGACCGCGACUACUUCCCAAUGAUUGUGUGCGGCAACAAGGCGGAUCUGGAGAGCGAGCGGCAGGUGUCGACGCAGGAGGGCCAGGAUAUUGCACGGGCCUUUGGCUGUCCGUUCCAUGAGACUUCGGCCAAGACCAAGACGAACGUCAAGGAGGCCUUCUACACGCUGGUGCAGGAGAUCCGCCGCUACAAUAAGGAGUUUGCCACGGUGCCGACCAACGCCAAGGGUGCUGGUGGCCAGCAGCCUGGGUACGGGUCGCCCGAGGACGGAGCUGCUGGCUGUGGAUGCAUUAUCCUGUAAAAAAAGCGCAAGUUUUGAACUCUCUCCCUCCCCCCCUUCGGCUUUUUUUUCCUUAAUACUUUCUUUCUUUUUCUC